UGUCCCGAAUAAAAGAGAGCUCUCUCUCUCUCUCCCCCAACCCACACUUGCCAAAAGCUAUUCAGUUUCAUCGCUUUGUUUUUGUUUUUGUGUUUUUUCUUUUUUAUCCUUUGCUGGCAGCAGUAGAUUGGGAGAGAGGAAAAAAGAGUGAGUUUUUCUUUUAGAUGGACACGUCUACAGUUCAUCUAGCGAUGGCGGCUCUGGUCGGAGCUUCGUUGGUGGCAGUGUCGGCGUAUUAUAUGCAUAGGAAAACCUUAAAUCAGUUGCUGGAGUUUGCCAAGACGGUGGAGAGGGAAAGGGAGGACAUUUCCGAGGGAGAAGAGUCGCCACAGCCGCAGCACUCCAAGAAACGGCGCGGCCAACACUUCCGCUGGAAGGGGAACGGAUACUACCGCCGCGGUUCGGCGUCUUUGCCGGAUGUUACUGUGAUAUCCGGCGGAUUUGAUGGAGAAGAGAAACGCAAUGGUCCUGUCAAUGUCGAUGGGAUUCCUCCCGGUUUGCCCAGGCUCCAUACUCUGCCUGAAGCUAAGAGAUCUGGAAGUCUUAUCCGACCCACUUCUCCAAAGUCCCCUAGUGCAAGUGCCUUUGAGAGUAUAGAAGGGUCGGACGAUGAAGAUAAUAUCACCGACAGUUCUAAGUUAGACAUUACAUAUCUGCAUACUAAUGGAAAUGCCGGCCCAAAUUUGCCUGAUCACAUCAAUGCUAAUGGAGAGGCAAUGCAGAUAGCUGCUUCUAGUAUGAUUCGGUCCCAUAGUAUAGCCGGUGACCUCCAUGGUGUUCAACCUGAUCCUAUUGCAGCUGAUAUUCUAAGGAAAGAGCCAGAGCAAGAAACUUUUGCACGACUUAAAAUUUCCCCUUCUGAGGUACCAUUGCCGGAUGAAGUUGAGGUCUAUGUAGUUCUGCAAGAAUGCCUGGAAAUGCGGAAAAGAUAUGUAUUCAAGGAGGCAGUUGCUCCUUGGGAAAAAGAAGUUAUAUCAGACCCAAGCACACCAAAACCUAAUCCAGAUCCCUUUUUUUAUGCUCCUGAAGGAAACUCUGAUCAUUAUUUUGAGAUGCAAGAUGGAGUAAUACAUGUCUAUGACAAUAAAGAUACUAGAAGGGAGCUCUUUCCUGUAGCUGAUGCGACAACCUUUUUCACUGACUUGCACCACAUACUUCGCGUUAUAGCGGCAGGCAAUAUCAGAACUUUGUGUUUUCACCGGCUAAAUCUUCUAGAACAAAAAUUCAAUCUUCAUUUGAUGCUAAAUGCGGAUAGAGAAUUUCUGGCUCAGAAAAGUGCACCACAUAGGGACUUCUAUAACGUAAGGAAAGUUGAUACACAUGUGCAUCAUUCAGCGUGCAUGAACCAGAAACACCUUUUGAGGUUUAUCAAGUCGAAGUUGAGGAAAGAACCGGAUGAGGUUGUAAUAUUUCGAGAUGGGACAUAUUUGACCUUGAAAGAAGUUUUUGAGAGCUUAGAUUUAACUGGGUAUGAUUUAAAUGUGGACCUUCUUGAUGUUCAUGCUGACAAAAGUACCUUUCAUCGGUUUGAUAAAUUUAACCUCAAGUAUAAUCCUUGCGGUCAAAGUAGGCUCAGGGAGAUUUUCCUCAAGCAGGACAAUCUUAUCCAAGGUCGAUUCCUUGGUGAGUUGACAAAGGAAGUGUUUUCUGAUCUUGCUGCAAGCAAAUAUCAAAUGGCUGAAUACAGAAUAUCAAUAUAUGGUAGGAAGCAAAGUGAGUGGGACCAACUGGCUAGUUGGAUUGUUAACAAUGAUUUGUACAGUGAGAAUGUUGUUUGGUUAAUUCAGAUCCCUCGACUCUACAAUGUUUACAAAGAGAUGGGGAUUGUUACUUCAUUUCAGAACAUUCUUGACAACAUUUUUAUACCUCUGUUUGAGGUUACUGUGGAUCCAGAUUCACAUCCUCAGUUACAUGUUUUCUUGAAGCAGGUUGUAGGGCUGGAUUUGGUAGAUGAUGAGAGUAAGCCUGAAAGACGCCCCACCAAACACAUGCCAACACCAGAUCAAUGGACUAAUGUAUUUAAUCCUGCAUUCUCCUACUAUGCGUAUUAUUGCUACGCAAACCUCUAUACCUUAAACAAGCUUCGUGAAUCCAAGGGCAUGACAACCAUCAAAUUCCGACCACAUUCUGGGGAGGCUGGUGAUAUUGACCACCUUGCUGCAACAUUUCUAACUGCUCAUAAUAUUGCACAUGGAAUCAAUUUAAGGAAAUCUCCUGUACUACAGUAUCUUUAUUAUUUGGCACAGAUUGGCUUGGCUAUGUCUCCUCUGAGCAACAAUUCCUUGUUUCUGGACUAUCAUCGGAAUCCUUUUCCAAUGUUUUUCCUACGUGGUCUGAAUGUUUCCUUGUCUACGGAUGAUCCACUUCAAAUACACUUAACAAAGGAACCUUUGGUGGAAGAAUAUAGCAUAGCUGCUUCUGUGUGGAAGCUGAGUGCAUGUGAUUUAUGUGAGAUUGCCCGUAAUUCAGUCUACCAGUCUGGUUUUUCACAUGCUUUGAAGUCACACUGGAUUGGAAAGGAGUAUUACAAGAGAGGGCCUAAUGGAAAUGAGAUACAGAGGACAAAUGUACCUCAUAUCCGGCUGGAAUUUCGUGACAGGAUCUGGAGAGAGGAGAUGCAGCUGGUGUACCUGGGUAAGGCCAUUAUCCCUGAAGAAGUGGAGAAGUAAUGUGCAACCAUACUGCACAAAAUUCCAUUGUUUAACACUACACAUCACAUAUACUGAGGAGGAGGCGGCAAAGAAGAGAAGCUGGCCUUUGGACCUGAAUCCUGCAUGAAAGAAGGGAUAUGACGAUCAACAUGGGAAGCUGAUGGAUGGUAUUUACAAGGCCACUGGUUGGGCAAAGCAAAAGCAAAAGCAAAGCUUAGCUUGUAGGUGGUGGUGGUGGAGGGAAACAUCUGCAAAGAUGACAAACACAGGAGGAAGCAUAAUUCUCAAACAAGACCAUUUCAGAUGACAAUCAAAGAUGAUAUCUUCUAUUGUUAGGUAGGUUAAAGCUAUCAUAGAAUACUACUACUUACUGUUAUAUAUAGUUACUACGAUAAUAUAUAUUUAUUUAUCAAGGUAGGAAGUCUGCUCUCUUCUCUUGUCUUCUCAUGCAUUAUCAAUUUUGACCAGACUUCUAAUUUCAAUGUUAUUCGAAAAUAAUAAUUUAUAAAAUUAAUAUAACUUUGGAAGCCA
Molecule: messenger RNA, 3182 nt
Organism: Gossypium raimondii (Peruvian cotton)
Lineage: Eukaryota; Viridiplantae; Streptophyta; Magnoliopsida; Malvales; Malvaceae
Product: AMP deaminase
Exons: 20
Coding region: 165-2669 (834 amino acids)
Biological process (GO): AMP metabolic process; IMP salvage
Cellular component (GO): cytosol
Molecular function (GO): AMP deaminase activity
Source: RefSeq, a predicted model, not a curated record